CGUCUGUCGGCUAACUUUCCUAAAGGAGGAGCAAGGAAGCCAGAUCGUUUCCAUAUCUAUGAAAAGACACCAAAUCUGAAAGUCGAGCUACCUCCACGCCACCACCUUUGACGCAGCUACCAUUGCACUGCUGUGCUUCCAACUCCGGAGCAAGAUGAUCGUACAAAGCCCUCGCCACUUGAUGUGCUGCUGGCUAUUGUGAUUCCAACGCAGCCAAUGUCUCUGUUGUGCCUCUGCCCCGCCUCCGACGCCGCUACAUCUGUCAUAAGUAUCGCUGGUUCCAGUUGAUUAUUCAUAUCCUCUUUAUCAGCUUGCUAGAUUGUGAGCUCAGCAUGGUGGGGGUUCAAGAAUAGAUACAUGAUGAUGGAAGUAUUUUUGGAUCCAAAUAAAAAUAGUGUGGGAAACAGGGAAAGGACCCUAUUAUAAUCACACAAUUCAAUCUCUCAAAAUCUUGUGAAAGAUAGCAUUCUUGUGAAAUUUGGAGAGUGUGGUCUAGCCUCUUCGCUCAACUCAUUUCAAGUGAAGUAUGUCAACCUUGUAACAAAAGUUAUCAUCAUCAUCAGAGCAUCCAGGGAAGAUUAUAAAAAAAUUGGGCUACACUUACCUUAAUUAGGAAUAUAGGGAACUGCCAGGUGGUAUUCAACUUAUUGGAUCUGAUGGAAGUAUCAAGGCCUGCAAAAAUGUUGAUUUGAAGUGUGAAAUGUCAAAGUUUGAGCACUAUUAGUUGCUAGGUGGAAGCAAUCUUAAUGGAGAUGUGGAGCAGCAGAUGAAGAAUUGUCUUGAAAAGAUCAAAGUUUUGGAGCACUAAAAUAUACUCCGUAAUUUGGACCUGCGUAAAUCCCCAGGUCUUCGGUCUGCGUUUUUGUGUUUCAGCUUUGUGCUAAGCCUUCGAGCAACAAGGAUUAGUCGAUCACUUAAGCGAUCGUUAAAUAUCAUUAAGGUGAUUUUCUGAAGUCCAACUCCGCUUCACCUGCUCACCAGUCGGCACUCGGCAGCCUGGCAUUGUCACACUUUCGCACCUCGCCGCCACUGCCGCUGCUUGUCCGCUCUGCCUUCUAACCAACGAAUGAAUCGAGUGCAGCUGUGCAGAAGAUAUGCAUUGGUGAAUGGUGACAUUAUGAUUAAAAUGUUGUUGCGUCCUUCACUGCUGAAGUCUUGAUAAUCCUUCCAAUGAUGGCUUACAUAUGUUCUCUUCUCAAGUUAUAUGACAUAGAUGGAAAGUACAAUGAUUGAAAACUCUUCUCCAACAAAACCUAAAUGGAGGAAAGUUGCUUAUGGGGGGAUGCAACCUGGUUUUGAUGACAAUCAUACAGAUGAAUCUUUCCUAGAAGAUAUGAUUAUGAACGCCAAUGUGGUCAAAAGAGACUUGCUAAAGGUGAUCCUUGAUUCAGUUUCCAUUUCUCAGUAUAUUUCCACUGUUUGUCUUGUGGUUUUGGUUUGGACCUAUACACUCCGAUCUACCUUGAAUGAAAAUUCACUUUUAGUUCUAAAUGUUAGCCUUCUUGGGUUGGGUUUUUUCAUUCUUCUCUUGACUGCAGACUCAAUCUCCUUUAAUAUUCUUCUCAGUUAUACCCUCAAGAUUUCAUUUUUCAUGACUGGGUUGUACAUGUUGUCUCCUAUCUUCCAUACACUCACCCGAUCCAUAGCCUCAGAUUCUAUAUGGGCACUAACAGCUUGUCUCCUCAUUAUAAACCUCUUCCUGCAUAAUUACUCGGGAUCAACCGUAAAAGCUCCUGGAAGUCAAGAAAACCCAACCCUUAUGAGCAACAUCUCUUUGAAUGCUUCUAUAGUGGCUUCACUUCUAAUUGCCUCUCGCCUUCCAUCAAGGCUUCAUGUAUUUGCCAUUGUGUUGUUCUCCUUGCAAGUUUUUCUAUUUGCCCCAUUUGUCACCUACUGUGUGAAGAAGUUCUCAUUCAAAUUGCACGUUUUUCUCUCUUUCGGGUUAAUGGUCUUGUCCUUAGUUCUCCUUUACUGGUUGCACACACUGCUCUUUAUUUUGUUGUUGGCUGUGUUUGUCUUUGUCAAUUUGGUCUGCCCUUAUUGGCUGAUACGACUUCAAGAGUACAAGUUUGAGAUUAACGGUCCCUGGGAUGAGGCCAAGCUCUGUUUUGCCAUCACAGAAUGAACACCAAAGACUAUAUGAUGGUGAUGUUAUCAAGAAUGGAAAAAUGUAAGGGGUAUUUUGCAUGAAGAUCUGAUAUACAGAUUGGAGAUACCCUUUAAGCAGUCUCUUAACUAUAUAAGAUUGCAGAGGGAAAGGGUAUGAUUUGGCUCUGAGUCCUAGUGAUAAAGUAUGAGUCAAUAUUGUACAAUCAUGAUGCUCGACAUAGACGCAGAGAUGUUUACAAAUACCGCACAAAGUAUAAUUUGAUACCGAUUAAGUUGCAAAAGCUAAUAUCAUGAAUUAGUUACUUCGUAUAA
Molecule: messenger RNA, 2421 nt
Organism: Cuscuta epithymum
Lineage: Eukaryota; Viridiplantae; Streptophyta; Magnoliopsida; Solanales; Convolvulaceae
Source: the annotation of a GenBank genome assembly